CAAACCACGUUGAGGUUGUCUGCAGCCCAAAUUAAUUUUCCAAAGGCUGCAAACCGGGAUCCAGCUGUUGCCGCCGCCGCUGCGCCUGCCUCCUCCUCUUCCUCCUCCUCCUCCUGCAGCGCACAGCCCAGCUGCCGCGGCCCCUGGACUGCAAUAAAAUGUGUGCAGGUUUUUUCCUCCCACUUCGCCUGCCCAGUCUGCUGCUGUUGCUGCUUUGGGGACCCAGCAUCUACACAGCCGGUGCUGAGCUGACUGUUGUGAUCCCGGAAAAAGUGCCUCUGGACGGGAUCGGUUUGCUGUGGGCCAAAAAGAGCCCCUUGCAGGAGGCCCGGAGACGCCGCUCUGUAUUUCUCCAACCCGAGGAAGAGGAGGAGGAGGCAGCGGCCCUGGUGAUCCGCCUUCUGUCGGGCCUUGGUCCCAAUGCAGGCUCCGACCUCUACUUAGACCUUCGCCGAAAUGUGCAGUUCUUGGCCCCAGGUUUCUCGGUGGAGGAGAUUGGGGAGGACGUGAGCGGCCACCGAGAAAAUGUCGAUCUCUCCUGCUUCUACACUGGCCACGUGCUGAACCGCAGUUUCGACUCCUUCGCUUCUAUCAGCGCCUGCGCCGGGCUGGUGGGCUACAUCCAACUGGGAUCCGAGCUAGUGCAGAUACAGCCCGUGAAUGCCUCUGAGCCUUCGUUCAGUGGGAAGGAACAUUUCAUCAGACGUAAGCGUGCCACUCCCGGACCGACCCAGGCGGCCAAGUCGGGCAUCCCGAAUGAACACUGCCGAGUGGUAUCAGAAAAGAAGAAGCAGAAGCAGAAGAAGAUGGUGAGCGACUGGAGACCUCGCAGGAAUGCAAUUCGGCUCACCAAUGAGUAUACGGUGGAAACACUGGUGGUGGCAGAUGCUGAUAUGGUCCAGUACCAUGGGGCAGAUGCGGCCCAAAGGUUCAUCCUCACUGUCAUGAACAUGGUCUACAACAUGUUUCAACACCAGAGCCUCGGAGUGAAAGUCAACAUUCGAGUGACCAAGCUUGUCCUCCUUCACAAUCGUCCUGCCGAGUUGUCCAUAGGGCACCAUGGGGAAAGGUCUCUGGAGAGCUUUUGCCACUGGCAAAAUGAAGAGUUUGGUGGAGCAAAGUAUCUUGGAAAUAAUCAAGUUCCUGGUGCACGCGAUGACACUCUUCCCGUGGAUGCGGCUGUCUUCGUCACCAGGACAGAUUUUUGUGUCCACAAAGAUGAGCCAUGUGAUACUGUGGGAAUUGCCUAUCUUGGAGGGAUCUGCAGUGCAAAAAGGAAAUGCGUCCUUGCUGAAGACAACGGAUUGAAUUUGGCGUUUACCAUUGCACACGAACUGGGACACAACAUGGGAAUGAGCCAUGACGAUGACCACCCGUCCUGUACUGGGAGAUCUCACAUCAUGUCUGGAGAAUGGGUGAAGGGAGUCAAACCCCAGCUUAACCUGUCCUGGUCUUCCAAAGUCGCAUUUAUCCUUUAUAAGUUCCUUCAAGUAAGGACGCAUGGGUCCAAGAUCAGCAGCUGUCUGCUGGUAACUGACCCACGUAGUCGAUAUGCCGUGCGGCUCCCAUACAAACUUCCUGGGAUGCAUUACAGUGCCGACGAGCAGUGUCAAAUCCUCUUUGGAACAAACGCGACCUUCUGCAAGAAUAUGGAGCAUUUGAUGUGCGCCGGCCUCUGGUGUCUUGUGGAAGGAGACACGUCCUGUAAAACCAAACUGGACCCUCCUCUGGACGGCACGGAAUGCGGAGCAGACAAGUGGUGCCGAACAGGCGAGUGUGUCAGCAAAACCCCCAUCCCCGAACAUGUCGACGGAGACUGGAGCAUCUGGAGCCAGUGGAGUAUGUGCAGCCGGACAUGCGGGACUGGCGCCAGAUUCCGACAACGCAAAUGUGACAAUCCACCCCCUGGUCCCGGCGGCAAAAAUUGCCGUGGAGCAAAUGUCGAGCACACAGUUUGCGAAAACUUACCAUGUCCUAAAGGGGUGCCCACCUUUCGAGACCAGCAGUGCCAGUCCCAUGACCGAUACAACAACAAGAAGAAAAAUCUUUGGACGGCAGUCGUCAUGGACGAUAAGCCUUGUGAACUCUACUGCUCCCCUGUCGGGAAGGAGUCUCCCGUGCUGGUAUCAGACCGGGUAGUCGACGGAACUCCCUGCGGCCCUUAUGAGUCUGAGCUCUGCGUUCAUGGAAAAUGCCAGAAAAUUGGCUGCGAUGGAAUCAUCGGCUCAGCUGCCAAAGAAGACCGCUGUGGAGUCUGCAACGGAGACGGCAAAACGUGCAAGGUGGUGAAAGGGGACUUCAACCAUACCAAAGGGAUGGGUUAUAUCGAAGCAACCGUGAUCCCGGCUGGAGCGCGACGAAUCCGUGUCAUGGAAGACAAACCUGCUCACAGCUUUCUCGCUUUGAAAGAUUCCAGUAAAAAAUCCAUCAAUAGUGACUGGAAAAUAGAACUUCCAGGGGAGUUUCAGAUCGCAGGAACGACUGUCCGGUACGUGCGAAGAGGCUUGUGGGAGAAAAUCUCAGCCAAAGGACCUACUAAAAUACCUCUCCACUUGAUGGUGCUUCUGUUCCAUGACCAAAACUAUGGGAUACACUAUGAAUAUACCAUCCCUGUGAACUACUCGGCUGAAAACAGAAGUGAACCAGAAAACCUGCAGGACUCUUUGUACAUCUGGACACACAGCGGAUGGGAAGGAUGUAGCGUCCAGUGUGGUGGAGGGGAACGCAAGACCAUUGUGUCCUGUACACGGAUUGUGAACAAGACCAUGACAUUGGUAAAUGAUAGCGCCUGUCAGCGGGUUACCCGGCCGGAUCCUCAGGUUAGAAGAUGUAACAUCCAUCCCUGCCAAUCAAGGUGGGUGGCCGGCCAGUGGAGCCCUUGCUCUGCCACCUGCUCACAAGGCCUCCAGAUCCGAGAAGUCACUUGCGUCUAUCAACUGCAGAACGGCACUUACAUGGGCACAAGAGACCUCUACUGCCUCGGUCCCAAGCCAGCGCCUCUACAAGGCUGCGAAGGCCGCGAUUGCCUUUCCAUCUGGGAAGCAUCAGAAUGGUCAAAGUGUUCGUCGGACUGUGGACGCGGGAUACAGAAAAGAAUGAUCACGUGCACCAAUUCGCAAGGGAAGUGCGAUGCUGCCACCAGGCCGAGGGAUGAGGAAGAUUGUGAAGAUCACACGGGCUGCUACGAGUGGAAGACAGGGGACUGGUCAAAGUGUUCCUCAACUUGCGGGAAAGGCCUUCAGUCACGAGUGGUGCAGUGCAUGCACAAGGUCACGGGCCGACAUGGGAACGAGUGUCCCACCCUCUCCAAGCCGGCUGCCUACAGACAGUGUCACCAGGAGGCCUGCAACGAGAAGAUAAACGUCAACACUAUUACCUCUCCGAGGCUUGCCGCCCUGACCUAUAAGUGCGCAGGAGAUCAGUGGAUAGUUUACUGUCGAGUCAUCCGCGAGAAGAACCUUUGUCAGGAUAUGAGGUGGUACCAACGCUGUUGCCAGACCUGCAGAGACUUCUAUGCGAACAAGAUGUAACAGGAGAGUUAAUGAAGCUGAGCUUUGUUCCCUCAGAGGACGUUGCCGCUCAUAUGUAUUUCCACACAAAAAAUGCCUAAUUAACUUAUGGACCUCACCGCUACGAGCUUGUAGCAAUGGGAUUUUUUUUUAUAAAAAGGAAAAAAUUAAAGAACAAAAAGGGGUUAUGGGGGGAUAGACUUAUCUGUGAUUUUGACAAUGAUAGUUGAAUGGAACUGCCAUUUUCGGAGGCAGUAUAGGUCUAAAUGCCUGGUGCCAGUGGCCAAGGGUAGCUGCCAACACUGUAUGCCUGGCUGGCCACCAUUU
Molecule: messenger RNA, 3836 nt
Organism: Sphaerodactylus townsendi
Lineage: Eukaryota; Metazoa; Chordata; Lepidosauria; Squamata; Sphaerodactylidae
Gene: ADAMTS17
Product: ADAM metallopeptidase with thrombospondin type 1 motif 17
Exons: 23
Coding region: 159-3530 (1123 amino acids)
Biological process (GO): extracellular matrix organization; proteolysis
Cellular component (GO): extracellular matrix
Molecular function (GO): metalloendopeptidase activity
Source: RefSeq, a predicted model, not a curated record